Messenger RNA from Plasmodium vinckei vinckei, 4389 nucleotides. Its product is annotated as conserved Plasmodium protein, unknown function. The record is from RefSeq and is a predicted model, not a curated record. Lineage: Eukaryota; Apicomplexa; Aconoidasida; Haemosporida; Plasmodiidae. The coding region runs from base 1 to 4389 and encodes 1462 amino acids. The transcript is spliced from 7 exons.
AUGCUUAAAAGGGAUAGUUUAGCAAAUCUCCAUAACAAAGAAACAAGAAGAUAUUCGCAAAGUAAGAAAACUUUCAAUUAUGAGUAUCCGGAAUAUUUGACGUUGUGCCUUGAGGAGUAUAAAAAUAAUAUAUACGAUUUAGAUUUAAUAAAUGACAAUGAAGAAUGUAUGCGUGAAUUGGUAAACUAUUAUAAUUACAUAUAUCGGAAUUGUUAUGAAAAUGUGGUGAAUUUUUUUGAGAGCAAUAAUAAUGAAAAGACAUAUGGAAAUGAAAAUUAUGUAUUAAAAUUUGAUUUAUUAAAUAAGCGCCAUAUAGAAUGCUUAUACAAUAUAAGUAUUUUUAGUAUUUCGGAUAAACUUAAAUAUUAUAUGUUAAGAGGAGAAAUAAAAAAAAAAAAUGAUUUGGCAAACGGGGAUAAUAUAAUAGAUGGUGAAAGAAAUAAUGAAAAUCGAGGCAUUAAGAAAAUGCUAUUUGCAAAUGAUGGAAUUAAACAUAAUAAUAGUAACACUAACUUAAUAGAGGACUUUACAAAUAAGACAAAAUAUUUAGAUAAUAAUUCCAAAGUAUAUACAAAUGAUAAUGUGCCACCAAAUGAAGUAAAAAAAGACAAUUUUGAUAUAAUAAAAUAUAUUUUUUAUGUUAUAAGAUUAGUUGAAUAUUCUUUAAGUACACAAAAUAGGAAUAUGUCAUCAUUUUAUAAUAAUAUAAAAGUAUAUUUUUUUCGAGAUAAUACGAAUGAAAAUUAUUAUAACAAUAUUUAUUUAUUAACUUUAUGUUUACACUGUUUGGAAAAUAUAAGUAGCAAUAUAGCUACAUUUAACAUAAGAGAUAUAGAAAAUGAAGAAUUGUUUGGAAAUGAACAAAGUAAUAGUGGAUAUAUUAGUAGCGAAAAUGUUAAUGAUUUACAAAAUGAUAUAAAAAGAAAAUUUACCAAUUCCAAUUUUAGAAAUCAAUCAGCAACAAGUGAAAUUAACUCCAAUUUUCAUCAAAGUAAUGCAAUUAAUAACAAUAAUGAUAACACAAAUGAUAUGAAUGGAAUUAACAAUAAAACAUAUUUAAGACAAAAUAAAGAUAGUAACAGUUUCAGGAUAUACAAUAAUAAUAUUUAUUUUUAUAAAAUAUUUUUUUAUUUAUUAAAUUUGUUAAACUUUUACUUAGAAGAUAUGAUAAAAGAUAAGUCUUUAUUAUAUAAUGAUAUGAUUAAAUUACAUGCAGAUUAUAAUAUGCGUAGAAAUAGAAAAGAUAGUAUGUUUGCUUCGUCUAAUGCAUUAAACGGAACAGCAAAUAACAAUAUGUCAUCAUUUGUAGAUGGGAAGGAUGAAUUGUUUUUUCUGGGAAAAAAUAAAAUAUCUUAUUGUAAUAUAUUAUUGAAAUGUUUGAAUAUUAUUAACAAUUUAAUGAAUUUAGAUUUCGUUAGAGAAAAUAUUAUGAAUUCAAACAAUGAUCUAAAUGAAUUAAAGAUAUUUUUAUCGAAAUAUUAUAAAUAUUUAAAUGAAUAUGAAGAUGUUGAAAUUUAUAAACAAUUUUAUAUGAGCUUAUAUAAAACAUAUAUAUUAUUUUUUCCAGAAGAGUUGGAAAAAGAAAAUUAUUUUUCGCCAAUGCUAUUUUUUGAAAACAUCGUAAAUAAUGGGAAUAUAAUGAGAAUGAGGACUAUUGUAGACACGCUUAUAUAUUGUUUUAAUGAUAAAAAGUUUGUUUAUUUUUUUGAAGAAAAUAUAAAUAUAACUAAAGUACUUUUCAUUUUUGUUACAUAUUCUUCCAGAUUAUUAUCAAAUAAGCAUUAUGAAUUAAUAACUAAUAUAUCAUUUCUUUUUUACAUAAUUUUGAUAAAAUUUCCAAAUAUUUCGAUAACAAUAUUUCACAUUUUGAACGAAAAUAAUGAUUAUAUUAUGAAAUAUAAUGAAGAUAAAAAAUUUAACUCGAUUUUUAACAACAUAAAUGAAAAUAUAAACAUGUUAUUCUUAUCGAUUAUUCAUAAAAAUAAAAAUUUAGCAACUAUCAAUUCUCUUAUUUUUUCAAAGCUCAUACAUUUAUAUUCCCAAUUUUGUGUAAAAAAAAAUAAUUUAGAUAGCAUACAAACUAAUACAAAUAAUCACUUUACUUAUGGAACUUAUCUAAGUACAAAUAAUUUUAGUUCGAGAAAUUCAAAUAUGUUAUAUAUGAAUGAAAAUAGACAAAGUGGACCCAAUGCAAAUAAUAUGAAUUAUUCUUAUGCAUCAAAUAAUGAAAACGAUCCAAAUAAAUUACAGAAGGAAAUAUUUAUUUCUGCGUUUAAUAAUAUAAAAUUAAAUGAAAGAAACAUGGUUAUAAAAGUUAUAUUAACUACCUUACAUAUAAUUCCAGGUUCUUAUUCAUCGAGUUCUAUACUUCCCAUAGAAGAAAAUAUUGAAAAGACGAGAUACAUUAUUGUUAUUAUUAAUUUCUUAUUCACAUUAAUGAAAACCAAAUUUUAUGAAAACAUACAUGAAAAUACUUUCGAAUAUAUAGAUUAUUUUAUUGAGCAGUUAAAAAAAAGUGUUAGCAUGAAAAAUAUAAAACUUGUGUGUGGAUAUAUAUCACUUUUAUUAAAUUAUUCUUUGAAUAAAAAAACAAAUAAUUUAAACGAAACAGCAGAUUUAAAGUCAAGUGUAUUUAUAAAAAAUAUUCAUUACAACAACCAACCUAAUAUUAUUAAAAUACACAAAGCUUUAUAUGAAUCAGGGGCAUUGACAUUUUUGAUAUCUUCAUUAUACGAAUCAAAAGACUCUUUAAUAAUUUAUAAUUGCAUUUAUUCAAUAUCUUUUCUAUUGUAUAAAAAAUCUAUCUUAGAUCUUGAUAAAAAUAUUGAACUUGCAAAUAUGAAAAUUGCCAUUUUAAAUAUCGUUAGACAUUACUAUAAUUUAGAUAACUAUUUAGAUAAUUACACAGAAAAUUUUAUUGAUUAUAAAGGAUUUUUAAAAGGAAAUUCAAAAAAAAAUUUAACAUCACAAGACGAUGAUAGUUACAAUAGUUUUUUAAACAAAUUAAACAAAAGAAGUUCAUAUGAUCGUGAUGGUAUAAAUAGAAAAUACUUAUAUGAAGACGAAAAUAAAUUUUUAUUAAAUGAAAAGAAUGAUAAAUAUUUUCCAAGGCAUAUGACUGCAAAUUUUUCUAAAAAUAUGGGAAACAAUGAUAUAGGAAAUAAAAAUAUUUUCCCAUUCUCAAAAUAUAAAUACGAAAAUGCAAAUUAUGAAAAUUCUUUUUUUCGUAAUUUUGAUAAAAUUUUUUUUGAGACAGUAAAAAAUAAAAAAAGUUCUUUUAAUUUUUAUUUUGACACUAUUUAUAACACGCAAUACUUAUUUAAUUUUCUAUUACAUAAUUUUCUGUUCUAUUCAAAAGACGCAGACGAAUAUUCAAAAAAAUAUCUGUUAAAUAUUUUAUUGCACAAUAAUAUAACUAGAUCAUCUGACAUUACCUUUUACUCAAACAAAAUAAAAAACAUGAAUUCGCAAUUUAAUGAGCUUCAAUCGAGAUUAGAACUUUAUAAACAAGAUUUAGAGAGAUAUAAAGAUGUCAUAAAUGUAUUAAAUAAAGAAAUCGAAGAAAAAGAUAGUGUCCACAAUACCUUAAUCCAAAAACUUAAAAAAGAAAAUGAAAUAGAGUUAAAUAGGAAACUUCAAGAAACAAACAAUCUGGAAAAUAUAAUUUCUCAAAAAAAUGAUAUUAUAGACGAGCUUCAAAGAAAGUAUGAAGAAAUGUAUUUGCAAAAAAAGGAAACAGAAGAAGAAAAUGUGAAUAUAAAAAAUAGGACAGUUUCAAUGGAAUCCCUAUUAAAAUCCCUUCAAACAAAAUAUACACAAAUACAGAGCCAAAAUAAAACAUUAAAUAAUAAAAUAAGUGACCAAACUAAUAGAAUUAAUGAAGGAAUAAAUGUCAUAAAUUCGCUCAAUAGUGAAAAUGAAAAGCUAAAAACUAUAGAAGAAAACCAAAACAAUGAAUUGGAAGGAACUUUCAAAAAAUUGAUUGUUGUUGUUAAAGAGCUGAGCAAUAAAAAAAAAGAAUUAGAUGAAAAAGACAAAAACAUUAAAAAAUUUAGUAAUGAUAUACAAGAGUUAAAAACUAUAAUAAACAAAAGUGAUAAUGAAUUAAAGGAACAAACUUUAAUAAUUGAAAAUUUCACGGGAUUAAAUAAAAACUUAAACGAAGAAUUAAAUAAUGCCAAUAAAAAUCUGGAAAUAUCAAAGAGAUACAUUAUGAACUAUGAAAAAAAUGAAGAAGAAAUGAAAAAUAGAAUAAUGAAGUUAGAAAAGGAGCUUUAUGAAAAGACUGAAGAAUGCGACAUAAAAACACAAAAACUUAUGCUCAAGGAAAAGGAAUUAGCUGACAAGGAGAUUCAACUUAAAAAAAUAGCAUCAGUCAUUAUUAAUUAA